Messenger RNA from Grammomys surdaster, 5894 nucleotides. It is a transcript of the gene Nlrc3, whose product is annotated as NLR family CARD domain containing 3. Gene Ontology annotation, molecular function: protein binding. The record is from RefSeq and is a predicted model, not a curated record. Gene Ontology annotation, cellular component: cytosol. Gene Ontology annotation, biological process: negative regulation of canonical NF-kappaB signal transduction. The transcript is spliced from 19 exons. NCBI's taxonomy places the organism in Eukaryota, Metazoa, Chordata, Mammalia, Rodentia, Muridae. The coding region runs from base 334 to 3657 and encodes 1107 amino acids.
CCGCAGGAUGUGGUGGGUCUGUCACUCCUUGCCCUGCCAUGAUCAGUGUGGUAAACUCCCCUGAUCUCUUCAGAGAAGGUUUCCUCAGCUCUGGACAGACCAAAGCCUUAGCCUCAGCUGGCCUGCCACUGACUACCCAAGGCAUUCAACUAUAACCAUGUCCUGUUGACGGGAGCUGAGCUGUGUGCUCCCAGGAGCACACAGGUGGAGCCCUUUAGCACCCUGGAGCACCCAAAAUGGCAGGAAGAACUAUAAACUAUGGGUGACUGGUCUCUUGCCUGCGAGUCCCUGAGGGACUGCUGUGGCCUCUGUACCCGGUGAGGAGGAGCAUCAAUGGGACAGGCUGCAGGAGAGCUUCAAACAAGCAGCUGGCUGUGGCAGAAGAGUGUGAGCAGCCAGGAAACGACAGAAGUUCCCCAGGGUGCAGCCUUGGCUCUGUCUUCACAGCUUCUGGCUGCAAACACAGACUCCAUGAGGAAGCAAGAGGUGUGGACAGAUAGAGAGACAUGCCUGGCCUACAGUGCUGGCUCCCCAGCUGAGCAGGUGAAAACCCUUGUGGAACUGUUGACUGGGAAGGGCAGUCAGCUGCUACAGGCCCAUAACAAAAUGCCAGACCCCCCACUGGUAUCCCAAAGCAAUGAGUCAAGGCUACGGAAGCACUGUGAGGCCCUGCUGAGCAGGGUGGGAAAUGACCCAGAACUGGGCAGCCCCUCACACCGGCUGGCCAGCCUCAUGCUGGUAGAGGGCCUGACAGACCUGCAGCUAAAGGAGCAUGACUUCACACAGGUGGAGGCCACACGUGGUGUCUGGCGCCCUACCAGGGCCAUCACCCUGGACAGGCUCUUCCUGCCUCUGUCCCGGGUAUCCAUCCCACCUCGAGUCUCUGUCACCAUUGGAGUGGCUGGCGUGGGCAAGACCACGCUGGUGAGGCAUUUUGUUCAUUGCUGGGCCAGAGGACAAGUGGGCAAGGGUUUCUCAUGGGUUCUGCCCUUAACCUUUCGGGAUCUUAACACCUAUGAGAAACUGUCUGCAGACAGACUCAUCUCCAUUGUCCCAAAUGUUGGGGGAGCUAAUCUGACAAUGAUGGCCCCAGACAGAGUCCUCCUGGUCCUGGAUGGCUUGGAUGAGUGUAAGACACCCCUGGAAUUCUCCAAUACCAUGGCCUGCACAGACCCAAAGAAGGAGAUCCAGGUAGACCACCUGAUCACUAACAUCAUCAGAGGCAACCUCUUUCCAGAAAUUUCUGUCUGGAUCACUUCCCGGCCCAGUGCUGCUGGUCAGAUCCCUGGGGGCCUAGUGGACCGGAUGACUGAGAUUCGGGGCCUUACAGAGGAAGAGAUCAAGGUGUGUCUGAAGCAGAUAUUUCCAGAGGACCAGAACCUCUUAGGUCAGGUUCUGAGUCAAGUGCAAGCCAACAGGGCUCUGUAUCUGAUGUGCACCGUACCAGCCUUUUGUAGGCUCACAGGGCUGGCACUGGGUCACUUAUACCGCACCAGGCUGGCUGUCCAAGACAUAGAGCUGCCAUUGCCUCAGACCCUGUGUGAGCUCUACUCUUGGUACUUCAGGAUGGCUCUCGGUAGGGAGGGGCAGGAUAAGGGAAAGGUAAGUCCUAGGAUCGAGCAGGUGACCCAGGGAGCUCGCAAAAUGGUGGGGACAUUGGGCCGCCUAGCAUUCCAUGGGCUGGUCAAGAAGAAAUACGUGUUUUACGAGCAAGACAUGAAGGCGUUUGGAGUGGACCUUGCCCUGCUGCAGAGCGCUCUGUGCAGCUGCCUCCUGCAGCGGGAAGAGACCCUGGCCUCCUCGGGAGCUUACUGCUUCAUCCACCUAUCUCUGCAAGAAUUUGUGGCGGCUGCAUAUUACUAUAGUGCAUCCAAGAGGGCCAUCUUUGACCUCUUCACUGAGAGUGGCAUGUCCUGGCCCAGGUUGGGUUUCCUUGCCCAUUUCAGAUGUGCAGCCCAGCGGGCCACACAGUCUAAGGAUGGGAGGCUGGACGUGUUCCUGCGCUUCCUCUCUGGCCUCUUAUCUCCAAGGGUCAAUACUCUGUUGGCCGGCUCCCUGUUAGCCCAGGGAGAGCAUCAGAGCUACCGAGACCAGGUGGCUGAGGUCCUCCAAGGCUUCCUACAUCCUGACACUGCAGUCUGUGCACGCGCCAUCAAUGUCUUGUACUGCCUGAGUGAGCUGCGGCACACAGAGCUGGCCCGCAGCGUGGAGGAGGCCAUGCGGAGUGGGACCUUGGCUGAGAUGAGCAGCCCCUCACACCGCUCCACUCUGGCCUACCUCCUGCAGAUGUCUGAUAUCUGCUCCCAGGAGGCCGACUUCUCCCUGUGCCUCAGCCAGCGUGUCCUCCGGAGCCUGCUGCCUCAGCUGCUCUAUUGUCGGAGCCUCAGGCUGGACAACAACCAGUUCCAGGACCCUGUGAUGGAGUUGCUGGGCAGUGUGCUGAGUGUGAAGGACUGUCGUAUUCAAAAGAUCAGCCUGGCUGAGAACCAGAUUGGUAGCAAAGGAGCCAAAGCCCUGGCCAGAGCCCUGCUGGUCAACAGAAGCCUCAUCACACUAGACCUCCGGAGUAACUGCGUUGGACCACAGGGGGCUAAGGCUCUGGCAGAUGCUCUGAAGAUAAACCGAACUCUAGCUUCUCUAAGCCUCCAAAACAACGUGAUCGAGGACGAUGGCGUCCUGUGUGUGGCUGAGGCCCUGAUCUCCAACCAGACCAUCUCCAUGCUACAGCUACAGCAAAACCUCAUUGGGCACAUAGGAGCCCAGCAGAUGGCAGAUGCCCUGAAGCGGAACAGGAGUCUGAAAGAACUCAUGUUUUCCAGUAAUACCAUUGGGGACAGAGGUGCCAUGGCCCUGGCCGAGGCCCUGAAGGUGAACCAGGGCCUAGAGAACCUGGACCUCCAGAGCAAUGCCAUCAGUAACACGGGAGUGGCGGUGCUGAUGGAAGCCCUCUGCAGUAACCAUACACUGUCCAGUCUCAACCUACGAGAAAACUCCAUCAGCCCAGAGGGAGCCCAGGCCCUCGCUCAAGCCCUCUGUGCGAACACCUCUCUGAAGCACUUGGACCUGACAGCUAAUCUCCUCCAUGACCAAGGUGCCCAGGCCAUUGCAGUAGCAGUGGGAGAAAACCACUCUCUGACACACCUUCACCUGCAGUGGAACUUCAUUCAGGUUGGUGCAGCCAGGGCCCUGGGACAAGCACUCCAGCUGAACAGGACCCUGACAACCUUAGAUUUACAGGAGAAUGCCAUAGGGGAUGAAGGAGCUUCCUCAGUGGCUGGCGCUCUGAAGGUGAACACAACCCUCACUGCUCUCUACCUACAGGUGGCUUCCAUUGGUAGCCAAGGGGCCCAGGCACUUGGGGAGGCCCUAGCUGUGAACAGAACUUUGGAGAUUCUUGACUUACGAGGAAACGACGUUGGGGUAGCUGGCGCCAAGGCCUUGGCAAACGCUCUGAAGUUAAACUCUAGUCUUAGAAGACUCAAUCUCCAAGAGAACUCAGUGGGGAUGGACGGGGCCAUAUAUGUCGCCGCUGCUCUGUCUGAGAACCACGGUCUGCAGCAUAUUAAUCUCCAGGGAAAUCCGAUUGGGGAAUCCGCUGCCAGGAUGAUCUCAGAGGCUAUCAAGACAAAUGGUCCCACAUGCACUGUGGAAAUGUAAGGAAAGAGUUCCUGGAGGACCACGCAGAAACUCAACUAGGAGCUUCUGAUCAGAGGACCUCUGGUCUCUGCAAAUCUUCCUGGAAUCAGAAAUGUUGCUGGGCUAGCUCUCAAGCUGGUCUCCUCAAUAGAGGAAGGGAGGGUACUUCAGCAGAGUUCACAGGCACCUUUCCUGCCCAGGGUCAGUCAGAGGAAAGAUGGCUACUGUUAUGGGACAGAGAAGGAAAGGGUCUGGCACCAAGGGACACACAGGGCAAUGUCUCAAAGCUCCACAAAGUAGGAGGCUGAUCCUGGCUUACUCAUCCCCAGGGUCUUCACAUGCCCCAACUUAAAAGAACCAAAGAAAGCAAAACAAUGACAGCAUUCCUGCCCUGAACACUCACACGGCUGGCACCAUCGGUCUCUGCAGUGUAGUGUUCCUGCCCCGCACACUCACACGGCUGGCGCCAUCGGUCUCUGCAGUGUAGUCUCUGCAGUGUAGUGUUCCUGCCCCACACACUCACACGGCUGGCAUCAUCGGUCUCUGCAGUGUAGUCUCUGCAGUGUAAUGUUCCUGCCCUGCACACUCACACGGCUGGUACAUCUCUGCAGUCUUCAAGUCCACUAAGCACAUUAGCUUGCCAAAGGUGACAAUGGGUCCAUUUUUUUCUUUUCUCAAGAGAAGAAGAAAGUUUGGGGGUGUAACCCUUAGAUACGUAUGGAGAAAAUAUGAGAAAUCUGGGAAGAUAAUGAGAGGUUAAUGCUAAGAUUCUGGAGUGAGAGUUAAGUCCCAAAGGCACUCUUCUGUACGACCUCAGACAUCAACCAUGCCCUGCCAUAGACGGAGUCCAGUACACUGGUUAUCCAUUGAGAAGUAAGUGUUGAUACCUUGAUGCCAUUAUCCUGAAUUUAAGCUUUCAGACCCUCUGCAGUGGCUGUAGCUUCCCCAUGGAGACACAUAAGCUAUGUUUCCCUGUGGCCAGUUCCUUCCAUUGUCUAAUGGAAACAGGAAAACCUACAUGAACUUCACAGGUCUCAACUGAGGCAACGAGGGAAAUGUUUAUCAAAACCACAGAGUAAGUCCAAGCGUGGUGGUGCAGGCCUUUAAUCUCAGCACUUGGGAGGCAGAGGCAGAGGAACCUAUGAGUUUAAGGCCAGCCUGGUCUACAAAGUAAAUUCCAGGAUGGCCAAAACUACAUAGUGAGACCCUGUCUUAAAAAAAAAAAAAAAAGAGUAUCCAGAAGCCAGACCUGUAGCACACACUUGUGUGCUUGACAGGACAAGAAAGGAGAAUCAUAGGUUUGAGGCCAGAUUAAAUUACACAGUGAGUUUCAAAACAAAAACAUAGACCUUGAGUAUUCAGAAGAGUUAUCAUGGCAGUGGGAGGUGGUACUGUUUAUGUAGGAAAAGAGGCAACAAAGGAAGCAACUCUGUAAAUGUAGCCUUGACAAACGAUUAGACGUAAGCCAGGAAUAGCCUGUAAUUCCAGCACUUGGUGGAGCAGGAGGAUCAGGAUUUGGGGGCUGCCUUUGGAUACACAGUGAAUUCAAGACCAGUUUGUGCUUCAUGAAAUCCCAUCUCAAGAAAACAAAGGAGAACGAGCGACUAAGUUGGGACAAGUGAACAUCACGUGUGACUGUGGGACGCAGUGCUGAUGGAGUAGUUCUGCCAAAAACGUUUACCUAAGCCUAACUGUAGUGGUAUAGCUACCUCAAAUCCAAAUGCAAGGACUGGCUAUAAUCCAAAUCCAGUGCAGGCCUGGUUGCAGAAAGAUGUUACAGCAGGUUUUGAAGGGUAUUGUUUCUGGGUAUAGAAUGCUAUCUUUCUUUUGGUACUUUUAUGAUGUUGCUCUCCGACUGGGGCUCCAUCCAGCUCAGUGAAGGUGGUCCUGGGUUCCUUCUUCUGCACUGCCAGCAGCAGCAGCAGCAACCACCACCUGCUGCUUUAUUCUUCUGGCUUGUCUUGUUUCUGGCUGAAGCUUUCAGGACAGCAGUCAGUCAGCAAACAAAUGUUGGGAAAGCUGUAUCCCACAGAAGCCUAGUACAUGGGUCUGAGAGCCAAACAUUAUAAGGAAAAAGGGUGCACUCCAAAGAUCCUGAGAGCAAGCCCACCAGACCUAGAAGGCCCCCCUUUCCAGAAAGUUUGUCCAGAGUCCACUGUUGAGGCUUCCCAGCUGUCUAGCUCGCAAGGUCUAGCUGCUUCACCACAAGCAAGCCCAGUUGUAGAGUCUGGAACUGAGAUAAACUAACUGGAACAGUG